AUGGCUGGAAAAAAACAAAGUGAAAGAAAAGUUAUUAACGAUUAUUCAGAUGAUACAAUAUCAAAGUUAUUUGGUUGUAACAGGAAUAUUAUGACUACAUUGUGGAAUCUUAUUUCUCCAUUAAAUUUAUUCUAUCAAGAGGAUCUUAUUAGAUUAAUGGAUUUUAUCACCAAUUACCAAUCUAUGUUUGUAUUAGCCACAAACUACUCAAUAUCAGAAAAAACAUUAAGAGAGCGUUUAUGGUUUUGCCUAGAGAGGCUUACUGAUAAAAUUCCCCCAAUUGAUAUUAGGUUCAGAUUUAUUAGUAAUCAUGGUACCAAGAAUUUAAAAUUUGCAGCAAAUCCUGGUUCAUAUUGUUUAACUGCUAUAGAUAGUUCUGGUUUUCCUUUCCAAUCUUCAGAUAAAAAAUUUAUUUCUGCCAGACAUGAAAAUAGAACUGAAUUAAAGUACCAAAUGCUUGUUAAUAUAUCAAAUGGUAUGGUUUGUCAUGUUCAUGGUCCUUGUCCUUCAAAUAUGGAUGAUAUCACUCUUUAUCAUAAAGAUUACUCUGGGGAAGAAAGAUUAAUUUGUCCAAUAGAUAAGGCCCAACCUAAUCUCGAUACCAAUGAAGAGUUAUAUAACAUGUGGGUAUCUUCAAAGAGAAAAUGUAUUAAAAAUGUAUUCAAAAAGUACAAGAGAUAUAAAAGUAUGAGUUCACCAUUUAGAUCAGAUGGGGAAAAGCAUUUUAGAAUUGUAAAAUUGAUAACAUACAUUAUCAACAUAAACAUCGCAGGUGAUUUGCUCGAUGAAGAACAACUUCCAUCUACCUUUCUUUAUUCUGAACGUUAUCAUACUGCUCAACAUGAAGAUGUCCCCUUUACUUCAAGUACACCAGUUUCUUCAUCUGCCCCCUAUACUUCAAGUGUACCAGUUGCUUUAGGUGCCCCUUUUAAUUCAAAUAAACCAGUUGCUGCAGUAGUCCCUUUAAUUUCAAGUGUACCAGCUGCUCCAUUUAUUUCAAGUACAGCAACUACACCAGUUGCUUUAGGUGCCCCUUUUGCUUCAAGUAAACCAGUUGCUCCAGUGGUCCCUUUUAUAUCAAGUACACCAGUUGCUACAGCUGUUACUCAACGAACAUCAAUCUCUCAUUAUCUGUCAACCGAUGAUGUUACAUUCUCGACUGCUGAAUCACAACUAUCAUCACCAUUCUACCAAAAGCCCCAAUCACCAAUCUCAUCACAAACUCAAUAUAACUUGCACAGCAAUUUGCUAUCACCACCACUCACACCAAGGACCACCCUAUAA
Molecule: messenger RNA, 1284 nt
Organism: Dictyostelium purpureum
Lineage: Eukaryota; Evosea; Eumycetozoa; Dictyosteliales; Dictyosteliaceae
Exons: 3
Coding region: 1-1284 (427 amino acids)
Source: RefSeq, a predicted model, not a curated record